Messenger RNA from Sycon ciliatum, 4021 nucleotides. RefSeq lists its product as uncharacterized. Gene Ontology annotation, molecular function: protein binding. The transcript has 19 exons. The record is from RefSeq and is a predicted model, not a curated record. Lineage: Eukaryota; Metazoa; Porifera; Calcarea; Leucosolenida; Sycettidae. Gene Ontology annotation, cellular component: nucleus; exosome (RNase complex). Bases 174 to 3125 code for a protein of 983 amino acids.
UCUCAAUUUUGUGUUGUUUCUGCACGUACUUCUGCACUUGUUUUCUCUUUGGGGUUUUUCAUUGCUUGUUUUCCUACCUCUUGGGUGCUUCGGACGCUGGUGAAGAUCCUUGCAAUCGGAUAUAAUUAUUGCAGUUCUUUGGCGAAUAUUCUUUGGACUAAGAAGAAGGAGUUAUGCCUGUUCGUGAAGAUACUCGCCCACGCGCGGUCUCGCCGAGCACCCGCGGUGUAAAUGGAAAACAGGCUACUGAAGAGCAAAAGAGAAUGGCUGAGUUAAUUGCGAACGAAGCAGUUCCCGACUUGCUGGAACGGGCUCGCCGAGUUAUGGAAGUUACGAAUUGCAGUGAAGAUGUCGCAUUGUUGGCUCUUCAUGAGUUCCAUUUCGACGCUGAACUUGCCGUGGACAAUGUUUUGUCUACUCCGAAGGACGAGUGGGAAUGGACUACAACAGCGAAAAACAAGAAAACACCAAAGAGUGAAAGCAGCAGCUCAUCUGGGCGUCGUGGUGGUGGAAUGUCAGCUAGUCACAGUGGCAACACAAGGAGCGGAUACCGCUCACGAAAUGAAAAUACAAGUACUGAUGCUACUAGCUCUGAGGGCAGGCAACAGCAACAGCAACAGCAGCAGCCUUGGCGCCCCGGCCGCAAUAAUGGUGACCGUACAGAGAACAACUCUAAACCAAGUCGCAAUGGCAGCGACUUCCGCCAGCGCUCUGAUUCGUCCAGAGGCCAGGGCUCCAGCCGGGGCCGUGGCGGCAGCUUUAAUAGUCGCGGUGGCAUGACCAGAUCGUCAUCAGGGGGACGGCCGGUCAAUGGGCAGUCGACAACAGUACCUAAAAAAUCAGAAACUCGUGAAAGCGAAGCAGUUGAAAAGGAGGCCCCGUGCGUGUCAGAAAUCAAAUUAGAGGAAUUGGCAAAGGAGCUGCCCGCGCCACAGACACCGGUACCCGAGGACGACAAACCAGUAAUAGAUUUAGUAAACAUGCCCACGCAUGUUGUUGUCGUCCAUGACGACACGGAUAAUUCAAAAUGCUUUGGCACUUUCCCCAAAAAUACGCCCAUGCCACCUCUGGGAGUGUGUCGCAUUCGGAGAUCAUCGAUCCCCCAAGAACCAGUCGUUAUGCCCGCGUUGCCGUCAACUUCUGCUUGUGGUCUUCAGUUUAUGGAGCCGCAUGCGUACGGCGUGGCUGGACGGCAAAUGCCAACUUCUCCGACAGUUUCAGAUGCCGGUUGUGGUGGCUCAUCCUCCUCGCCUGUGUCUGCAAUGAGUGACCAGCUAAGCUCACCUCGUCUGAAUAGACAUUCACGUGGCCACUCGCGAACUCACUCCAGUGCAUCCAGCACCGGUGGUGUGCUCGAUACUCAGCAGGCACCUGUGCUGGCCCACUACUCCGCAGAUGAUGUUGCUAAUGCCGCCGCUGCCGCACGCCAGCCUCCCGUGCAGGACCAUCCGGCCGCUGCCAGUGGCGUGCUCAUGCGCGCAGCCUCGCCACAGCCAGUACCCACUGCUGAAAUGCAGACGGAAACUUCGUUCUCCUCGCUGCCAGAGUCUUCUCGGGCCAUUCUCCAACAGGCGUCCCUUGCAAACUCGCAGCAGCAGCAGCAGCAACAGCAACACAUCCUCAUGCAGCAACAACAUCAACAGCAACAGCAGCAACAACAACACCAUAUGCACUCUAUGCAACACUCUUCGCAGCAGCAGCAGCAGCACACUGGUAUGGCACCUAGUCAGAUGCCAGCCCAACCACCGUCGCCCGCUCUCCAGCAGCAGCAGCAGCAGCAACAACAGCAACAACCACAGGUAUCAGAACAGGCAGUACAGACUGUGCCAACACCCACAUCCGUUCUGCUGCGCAACCCAAGCCAGCACAACACCUCGACCGUCACUGCCGGCGAUUCGGCCGCUACGGCUGUGGCCUCGGCCACUGAAGUGGAGUCUGCCGUGGCUACUGCUCCCGAGCACAGCCAAGCAGCUUCGGCGACUGUCGACGCUCCAUUCAGCCGGCCACUUCCACCGGGCGUAUCCACCGCUAACCCACAGGAGCGCAGUCUGCAGGAUGGCAGAUCAGCUGCUAUCAAUGCUGCUGCCUCCUUGGCCUCGGCUCCCGUGGCUGCCGCCGCUGCUGCGUCCACUUCUGAACAACAUCAGCCAACCCGCGCACCAUCUGGUAACAAGUCUGGCCCUGGUAUGUACAUGCAGAACCAAGCUGGGUACAUGGGACCACAUCACUACAUGCAGCCUAUGAUGCAGCCCUACUCCGACUACGACAACGGGCCGCAGUCUAGAGCUCGCAUGGGUGGCAUUCACGAGGGCCCAGUCCAGACUACAUACCAAGGCACGAAUGGUGAACAGUCUGCCUCCUCCAGUGGGGUGCUGGGUCCUGCACCGACCGGUGCCAUGUCUAUGAUGCAACAGCAGCCCCAGCAGCAGCAACAACAACAGCAGCAGCAACAGCAGCAGCACAUCCCCCAGUAUUACAGCAACAUGUAUGGCUUCAUGUACCCACCAGUACAAUUCCCCACCGGUCCAGUGCCGCACUAUGGAUUCCAGCGUUCUCACCCGUACAGCACUCCACCGUACAUUGCUGGACAACACCCGUAUUCCGCAGUGGGUCUGCCAGGGUAUGAUGAGGAAGCAAGCGGCUACCCUGGUAAUGCCGGCCAAGGUGGACAGGUGAAAGCUGGUAGCACCAACACUGCAGCCAUGACGUCGGUGAGCUCUGCAUCUGUAAGCACUGACUCCUUCAAGGGUCAAAACUUUGAGACGAAGAGCAUCUACGGCGUUGGCUCCGGCCCCUACAGCCUGCCCGCUGGCGUGCAGCAGACCUACAUGCACAACAACGCUGGCAACCCGGCCGCUGCAGCCGCCGCCAUGAUGGGCCGCAACAUGGCACCACCACAGGUGCAGCCGGGAACGGCCACCCACUAUUCCCAACACGGCGCCAUGCACCCAGGCAUGAUGGACAGCAUGCAGCAACAGCAGCAGCAGCAACAACAGCAACAGCAGCAGCAGCAGUCGGUGCGCACUACUGGCUCGCAAGGUGGCAUGGCCAGCUCAAACAAGCACCAUCAGAACAACAGCAAAUACACUGCCAAUCACGCACAGUACUCCGCUAACAACUGGUAAACCAUGUAUCUGCUGCCCCAUAUGCUGCUUUGACUGUUCAGCUGAAUCUUUUCUUUCCUUUGGAAUACUAGCCAUGAGAUUGCGGAGCCGUCCCCGAGCCCGUUUUUUCUUGUCUUUGCUCCUUCCUUCGGUGCGGUUCCACCAGCACGCGCCUAUCUGUCUGUGCCCGGCCAUGUGUUUGUGGCGCACUGCAUAUACAGUGACUUUAUGGUUGCUAUGGCAUCGUGUCUAUCCUGCCUGCACUCGCUUGUGUGUGUGUGUGUGUGUGUAUCCAAGAUCCAAUGCUGUAUUGUUACGCCCUUAUCAUCCAGCAAUACAGGUGAUGCGAAUAGUGAGGAUGAUGACAAUGGUCCCCGUUCUUCCCCUAACAGCCCCCGUUCUGUUACACCGGUAUUAGCUGAUGCAUACUGCUGUACAAGGCCACCGUGCUAACACACAUUCUAUUGUUGAUUGCUACUACUGCUUUGAGUUUCCUUCUUUUUUGCCAUAUGAGAAUGUGUGUGUGUGCGUGUAUGUGUCAGUGUGUGCCUGCGCGCGUGAGGUGCGUGUGGUUUGCUGUGGUUUGCUGUGGUUGGUAGAAGUGGCGCAUGCUCUUCUUCCCCAGCUGUUUGUUUCUGAGUUUAUUUAGGGCCGCUCCCGUGAUACUUUAUAUCCCUUUCGUAGCCGCUUUCGUAUUGACAGGCUGUCUGCUUGGCGUGUGGUUAGUGAUCAUCCUUUUGGUAUUGUCUAUAUCUAUAUUUCUCUGCUUCCAUUCGAACUGUCCCGCUGUUCUGUUCUUCUUGACUGUGCUGGCAUACUCGGCUGUAAUUUAUUGUCCUAUCUGAAGCUCUAUGGCGUACCAAAAAGAAAUCCUUGCAAUAGAAAGAAAGAAAGAGAAAGAUCAGCCUCUGACAGAA